AUGCCUCUCAAAUCCGACUUAACUAUUGACGCAUCGAAGUUCGACCAUAGUCAAGUGGACAAGGAAACCGAAGAGUUCAACAAGAAACUGAUCAAGAUAUGGGCGGAUGGCCCUCGCUGGUAUGAGACGCGACUAAACGACGUUACACAGGUUGGUGCCGCCGAAUAUCGAAGAUUAAGAUGGGAAGGCAAGACGCCGCUCCCCAAACCCGUCGUUCUCCCUGAAGGAAUCAACGGCACUGUACCGUCUCGAGACGCUGGCCGCGAGAUCCCGUACCGCGUUUUCAAACCCGCGAAUGGAGUCUCGAAGGGGAUCCAUUUGCAUAUUCAUGGCGGUGGAUGGGUGCUUCAGUCUGAGCAUUACCAGGAUCCAUAUCUUAAGUACAUGGCCGAUCACUACGACUUGACGGUCUUCUCGGUGGGGUAUAGGCUCGCGCCUGAGGACCCCUGGCCCGCUGGAGCGCAUGAUUGCUAUGACGCUGCGGAGUGGUUGGUUAAGAAUGGAAAGGAGAAGUUUGGCGGAGAGCUGAUGUUCACCGGCGGCGAAUCCGCAGGCGGCCACCUAGCCUGCCUUGUGGCCCUCUACCUCCUCAAGAAAACACCAGACUUCGCCUUCAAAGGCCUGCUACUGCACUUCGGCUGCUUCGACCUCAGCGGCUUCCUGCCGCACGUGAUCCACCACGACCGCUCGCUGGUCAUCGACUUCGACGUCAUGAAGUCCUACAUCGACGCGCUGCUGCCCAACACCGACUCGAUGCAGCGCCGCGACCCGACCAUCUCGCCCUUUUUCGCCGACCUGCGGGGCAAGAAGCUGCCGCCCGCGCUGUUCACGUGCGGCAGCGAGGAUCCGCUGCUGGAUGAUACGGUGCUUAUGGGCGCGAAGUGGGGGAUGUGGGGGCAUGAGGGCGUGGUGAAGAUUUAUAGGGGCGCGCCGCAUGGGUUUAUUAUGUUCCCACCGGGGACUAUUGGGGCGGUGCAGGAGGGGUUGAAUGAUAGUGAGGCGUUUGUGAGGGAGAAGAUGGGGGCGUAG
Molecule: messenger RNA, 1029 nt
Organism: Trematosphaeria pertusa
Lineage: Eukaryota; Fungi; Ascomycota; Dothideomycetes; Pleosporales; Trematosphaeriaceae
Product: esterase/lipase/thioesterase
Exons: 4
Coding region: 1-1029 (342 amino acids)
Molecular function (GO): hydrolase activity
Source: RefSeq, a predicted model, not a curated record